Coccidioides posadasii C735 delta SOWgp is the source of this 636-nucleotide messenger RNA. The record is from RefSeq and is a predicted model, not a curated record. NCBI's taxonomy places the organism in Eukaryota, Fungi, Ascomycota, Eurotiomycetes, Onygenales, Onygenaceae.
AUGCUCGGGGAAGCCGAUUCUGUGGUGACCCGGUACCUUCACUGCAGUUUCAGGAUAGCCCAUGCCGCUGAGCCCCUGGAGCCCCUUCGGCUCAGUGGGAUGCUGCCGAUUGUCGCAGUCAUGAAGUGGAGAAUGAGACAGUGGCGCUAUGACUUGCCACUCGAAGUGACAAAAAGGAUUCUCAGGGAUGCUCUUCGUGGAAUUGUAGAAUUCCAUGAUCAGGAUAUUGUUCAUACUGAUAUCAAGGCGGACAAUGUUUUUAAACGCGUCAUCUUUGCUGUUGGGGAAGAUGAGUUGGACGAGGAUGUGGACCGUUUGAGCAUUGUCAUUGAGCGCCAAGUAUCAUACUUUGCAGAUGAAGGUGGAAUGAGUGGGUUUUUGAAGCAUCUUGGUGAUAAUCCCUGGGUUCGUGUUUUCGAAGUAAUUCGGGAUGGUUUCGACAAAGAUCACCCUCGCAGACCAUUUUCCCUCUGGAAGGGUGUUGAUAAAGACUUUAAAAGUCUUGUCUGUGCCAUGACAAAUUUUGAUCCGAAAAAGAGAAUCACGGCCCAUGAGGCGUUGGCGCACAAGUGGUUUGAAGAUGUCUCACAUGAGCAGGAGAAGCAAAUUCUCUUAAGAAUCAAUAUCUCUAAUUAG